Messenger RNA from Osmia lignaria (orchard mason bee), 1575 nucleotides. The record is from RefSeq and is a predicted model, not a curated record. NCBI's taxonomy places the organism in Eukaryota, Metazoa, Arthropoda, Insecta, Hymenoptera, Megachilidae.
AUGGCAAGUGUUACUUCAACCGACAGAACUGAUAGGUUGAAUAACGAAAAUUAUAGGACAUGGAAAUUUUCCAUGAAAAUUUCCUAUGUAGAUGGAACAUGCAAAUUACAAGAGGGUGCAGAUGCAGUUACAGAACAAGCAUAUAAGUCUAAGGUAGAAAAAGCAUUAUCAACAAUAGCAUUGUCCAUCGAUCCUGAUCAGCAAAUACAUAUAGUAGACUGCAAAACUGCUGAAGAAGCAUGGAUAAUAUUAGAACAAGUAUAUGAACCUCGUUCAAGACAGAGGAUUAUGCAAUUGAAACGAGAGUUUGUAAGGAUUCGACUGAAGGAGAAUGAAAUAAUGGCUUCAUACCUAUCCCGAAUGAAGAUCUGUAGUGACUACUUGAGAGCUGCUGGAUCUGAAGUCCAAGAUGAGGAUUUAGCAUAUGCGAUGCUUACUGGGUUGCCAGACACAUAUGAUGCCCUAACAAUGUCACUUGCAAAUCUAGAGGAUCAUAAAUUUACAUCAGUUGAAAUAAGGAAAGCGCUGUUGACAGAAUAUGAAAGAAGAAUGUCCAAAAGUGAAGAAUCAAACAACCAGUCAGAAAUAGCAGCAUAUCAGACUGGCAAGCAAAAAUUGCAGCGUAACACCAAGACAAAUACAGCGUUUAAAUGUUUUCAGUGUGGAAAACCAAGGCAUAUAGCUACACACUGCAGAGGUAAGAAGAUGAAUACAUAUACAAAGGAAGCAAGGGAAUAUCCCAGAAAUCAAAAGAGGUCUACAACUAAGAGAGACACUGUAGCUCUUUUACUGGCGCUGCAUAAUGUGGAGUUUGACGAGGCAUGGUUACUGGGCAGCGCAGCAACUCACCAUGUAUGUAAGAACCAAGAAUAUUUUACAAACUACAGGCAAAUUCAAUCAAAACCAAUAGAAACUGUGAUUCCUGAAACAAAGACUGUUGUUAAUGUGCAUCAGGCAAGUGUGCCUGAGUCCGACGUAUGGCAUGCUAGAUUUGGCCAUAUAAAUAACAAGUCCAUCGACACUCUCGCUAUAAGAGGUUUCGUGAAAGGACUCGAGAAUGUAAAAAUGGAUUCGGAACAAUGUCCGGGCUGUUGCGUUGGAAAAUCCACCAAGGCCCCUUGUAAGAAAAUAUCUGGGAGACAGUCAAAUGAGAUUUUGGAACUAACACACUCAGAUAUAUGCGGACCGAUACAGGUAAGCUCUAUAGGAGGAGCUAGAUACUUCAUGACUCUAAUAGACGAUUUUUCAAGAAAAGCUGAAGUACAUUUCCUAAAGAAUAAAAACGAAGUACCUCAAAUUAUUCAGCAAUAUAUUGUAAAAGUAGAAAGGCAGAAAAGUUUAAAAGUGAAAAGAUUUAGAACGGAUAACGGACUAGAAUUUUGUAACCGUGAAACGAAGGAACUAUUCGACAGUCUUGGCAUCAAGCAUGAGAGAACGUGCGUUGAGACACCCCAAAUGAAUGGAGUGGCUGAGCGAUUAAAUCGUACAUUAAUGGAUAUGGUACGAGCUAUGUUAAAGUCAGCAAAAUUACCAUCAUCGUUCUGGGCGGAGGCAACAAGCACCGCAGUACAGUAA